This is a messenger RNA of Bufo gargarizans (Asiatic toad), 4626 nucleotides long. It is a transcript of the gene BMP3, whose product is annotated as bone morphogenetic protein 3. Gene Ontology annotation, biological process: SMAD protein signal transduction; BMP signaling pathway; osteoblast differentiation. Lineage: Eukaryota; Metazoa; Chordata; Amphibia; Anura; Bufonidae. The record is from RefSeq and is a predicted model, not a curated record. Bases 156 to 1484 code for a protein of 442 amino acids. Gene Ontology annotation, cellular component: extracellular region. Gene Ontology annotation, molecular function: growth factor activity; cytokine activity. The transcript has 3 exons.
CCUCACAGCAGUCACUACUCUGGAGAGCCGAGGACGGAGCGUGUGCACGUAACCCACCACCACUCCUCUCAUGCCAUUUCUGUGGAUAAUAAAGGAUAAUAAAGGAAUUAGCUGUAGUAAUAUUACAAGUUAUCAAUAAGCACCUGCCUGGUGACAUGGCCGCGGAGCGUCGUCUCUGGCUUCUGCUGUGGCUGGGCUGCAGCGGCUGCCUGUGUCUGGGUGACAAGAAGAGGCAUGAAGAAGCCGUGCUGCCCGUGGGGGACACGGUGUCCGAGCAUAUGCUUAGGCUCUAUGAUAGAUACCGAGGCGAUGGCGGAAGGGGCAGGGACCCUGCCAGGCACCCUCUGCCCUUUCACAACGGGAAUACCGUGAGGAGUUUCCGAGCCCUGACCGGGGAUGCAGACGAUAGCGGUCACCACAUUUUCAAUUUGACCUCACUCACAUCUUCAGAAAAUAUACUCUCAGCUACAUUCCAUUAUUAUCUUGGGGAUAUUCUAAACAGCAGUUUAAAAUGUCCACCCUCUCCACCAUGUCCUCAUCGGGUACAUCGAAAGCAUGAAAUAUCCAUUGGCUUCACAGCGUCCAGCUUCUUAUCACUUGAGAACCAGACAAGAGUGUUGGGUCACUUCUUUAUAAACAUUUCAUCAUCCUACCAUGACAUUCCAUCUUGGCAAUGGAAGGACAUUACUCAAAUCCUGCGGGAGGCCAAGCAGAAUGGAGAGGCUGUCAUUGGGAUCAAUAUUACCACUGAUACUCCAGCUCAACAUCGGAAGCAUUUGCUAAGGCAUAAACCUUAUAUCUUAGUAUAUGCUAAUGAUUCAGCAAUUUCCGAACCCAGUAGUGUCGUUUCCAACUUGCAUGGACCACACAGUCCUAUCAUUCAUAAACCACACCAUAAAGCAGAACUUUUCGAACACAGAAGUCGACGUUCAACCGAUAUUCUUUUACCAUUACAGAACAACGAGUUACCGGGAGCUGAAUACCAAUAUAAUGAAGAUGAAGAGCGUUGGGAGGAGAAAAAGCCAUACAAAACCCUUCAUGUCAAGCCAUUGGACAAAGGAAAAUCCAAGAAGAAAUUACGAAAAAGCGGGCGACAAAAAAGUCAGACACUCCAGUUUGAUGAACAGACCCUGAAAAAAGCAAGAAGAAAGCAAUGGAAUGAACCACGAAAUUGUGCACGCCGUUACCUUAAAGUAGACUUUGCAGACAUAGGCUGGAGUGAAUGGAUAAUUUCCCCCAAAUCCUUUGAUGCCUAUUAUUGCUCAGGUGCAUGCCAGUUCCCGAUGCCAAAGUCUUUGAAGCCAUCAAAUCAUGCCACUAUCCAGAGUAUUGUGAGAGCUGUUGGUGUGGUUCCUGGUAUCCCAGAACCCUGUUGUGUCCCGGAAAAGAUGUCUUCUCUCAGCAUCCUCUUUUUUGACGAAAACAAAAAUGUUGUCCUCAAAGUAUAUCCCAACAUGACAGUAGAGUCUUGUGCCUGCAGAUAACAUCUCAGAUCUUCACAGGCAUCAAAAGCAAUCUUCAUAUUUGCACUUUCAAAAUACCAUUCGUAAAAUAUUCACGUCUACCAGGGACAGCAAUGCAGAAGAAUCUAAACACUGGUGAUGGACCUCUGGACCUCUGCUACAUGCAAGUCAUACUGGACAGAUCAGUGCCCAUAGUGUAAACUAGCAUGUAGAACAUGAAGAUAAGCUCCUGUCUAAUAUAAGCUCUGCAGAAAGUAGGAGUUCUUAUGACUUUUCCAAAGACGCAUUUAUUUUUUUACCGGAAAAAAAAACAAACUCAAACCGACGAAGCUGUAAAGUGCCUUCAGACUCUUAAGUGUUCAACUUGGCUAUGAUGUUCUUCUCAUAUAGAAAUAUAUAUACACAGUCCAUACAUUUCUGUGUCUGUUACACAUAUCUGUUGCCAUAGAACGAACAGUAAGUGACAGAGUUGCCUCUUAGAAACUCUGAUGGAGUAUGAAGCGUUCUUCACUGCAUGAUAGCAAGUGUAAAUAAUUUGAGGACAUACAUUAUUGGACGUGGUUCUUAACAAGUUUGUGUAACAUAAUUGGAAACGUUGAUUUUUAUUUGAAUUUUUUGUUAACCAGCACUUUUUUAAUAGUGUAAACAAAUGGUAUAAUAGACAUGAUGAAAAAAAGUGUAAAAUAAACCAUAUUUAAUUUUGCUAUACUGUAUCACAAAAAAUAAAUCUGCCUGCUGCUUCUGUCCAAGAACGCAGAAUGUAUUUCCAUAGCUAUGUUUUUCUUUUGCCUUGUAGACCACUAUGUGUCAAGAAUAAGCUAGUUAUACUCUAGUUAUUAAAGUGGAACUCAGCCCCAAUAUUAAUAAUUGAAAAACUGGACAUAGUAUGGACACUAGGUGCUGUACUUCUUUAAUAGUGCCCCUCAGAAGACAUUCUUGUCCUGCUUAGAUCCAUGGCCCCAUAGAACAGUGACAACAAUGCUGCAUAUUACAAGGGUUGCAGCAGUGGUUGUCAGAACUACACCCCGUUAUCAGAUCAACAAGAGUGCCAUGCAGCAAUUGGCUGUAGUGGCAGAGCUCCUCCAACAUUGCUUCCACUCUACUGAUGUGUGCGUUGUCCUAUGUUACUCCGGCUGCAACUACCACUUGUAUUGCAGCUUUAACCAAUAAUUUUUAGGAUUUAAAAAUGGAGUGUGCUUUUGAUAACUACUGCUGCCGACAUUGUAAAGUACCAUCAACAUUGUCCUGAGGGACCAUUGAUCCAUACAUUUCAAAGACAACCACCUAAGGCCACUAUUAAAGUGUACUUCCAGUUUUGCUGCUGACUACAUCUUUUGACAAAAGUUUAAAAGUAUUUUUUUUUAGGGAAGCGGAAUGUCUGGGUUUCCCAUGUCUUAUGCAAUGCAUAAUAGAGAUACCCUUUAAAGAAAUACAGCAGCUGGUAUAUUAUUUGCCCAUCGUGGUAUCAGUUUACCAGUUAUUUAUUUUUGCCUGAGUACCACUUUAAGGCUAAGUUCACGCCACAUUUUUUACUACACUAAAAGGGGCUGUCCAACAACUUAUUACCCAUCCACUUGGUAAUAAGUGUCUGAUCAUGGGGUCCUCACUGAUGGGACCUCCAUAACCACAAGAAGACAGCCACUCUAUUCAUAGUCUAAGCGACUGAAUAGCCAAGAUCUUUCGCCUGUAGAUUGAAUGAAGUGGCAAUGCGUAUGUGGUGGGACCCCCAGCAAUCAGACACUUAUCACCUAUCAUGUAGACAGGUGAUAUGCUGUGAUUGUGGAGCAGCUCCUUUAAGGUAUGGGUCAUUUUUCCUAUUUUUAUUUGCUUAUCAACAAUUAUAACUGUAUGCCAUUGAUUUUCAUUUAAAUAAAACUUAAAAAGUCCACAUGUAUUCUGAAGAAUGGAUCAAAUGUGCGAACAUAGCACCUGUGUUGUUGAGGUAAGUAUCUAUCUAUACAGUGAUACAGUGUAUGCCAUACACUUAGUAAAACCUACUGUUGACAAAUGGUAAUGGUAAGACAUUUAAGAUGCCAACACAAGGGGUCCUUUUUUCAAACUGGUGUAAAGAAGAACUGUCUUAGUUGCCCAUAGCAAUCUUUGGAAAGUGAAAGGUGGAAUCUGAUUGGUUGCUACGGGCAACUAAGCCAGUUCUACUUUACACCAGUUUGAUAAAUGACCCCAAAAGUCUCCAGUCUGCUACAGUAUGUUUAAGAAAAUGUAGACCAAAAAUUCUCUUGAGUAAUUCAGUAGAUGUACUACCAGAAUCUAGCCUUCUUCAGCUUGAAGAGGUUUUCCAAAUAGCUGCCACUGGUAUAAAAUACUUACCAAUCCCCUGCCACUCCUGACACUUUUCUGGUGCCCCUGGUCCAGUGAUGUGACUUCUGAAGCUGGUGGUCAUGUGUCGACCCGCAACAUCUUCUCUGAGGCCCAGUAAACACAGACCAGAAUGGGACCAGGGAAGGAUGAGCAACGUAGCGGCAGCGGAUCGGUAAGGUCAGUAGAUAAUAUUGUGGGGAUGGAAAGUUUUAUUAUUAUUAUUUAUUUGAAAGCGCCAUUACUUUCAUGGUGCUAUACAUCAAGCCCGCCAGAACUUACAAUCUACAAGGCAGGGGAGGUGGUUAAGUGCAAAAAGUCUCAAAAACACUAGGGAGGAGAUUUAUCUUCCCCCUUCAUCUGGUUUUUGGCAUUUAAAAAAAAAACACAAAUCUCUGGUUUGCAACAUUUUAAACACCAUUCCAACUAAAUUAAGUCACAAUUAGCGUUUCCUGCCAGCCUCACCAAUUUCUUAAAAGGAGAAGGGGGGCAUGGGCGAGGUUAUUGGCAUCAGCACACCUAGAAUCAUUUACUCCAGUUUUCUGCCGUAAAUGAUGGCUGGAAUCUGUGCUAGCUACGAGCUGACUGCUGUAGGAAGUAUUUAAUUUAUGACAGGGCAGGAGCCUCACCAUAUAUACAUUUACUAUCAAGACUGGCUAUAUAUGUAUGGCUGCAACAGAUGUCACAGUGUAGGCAUACAGUUACAGUUAACAGUAUACAGUUAACAUAUAGCGGCCAGGCAGCUAUUUGACAUCCGUCAUAUGAAUGGUGCCCUUAGGAGCUUCCCAAAAUACUCAUAACCAUAAGUGUCUUCAAUCCAGCGUAAUAUAUUAUGGGAAAAUAUUGU